This is a messenger RNA of Sphenostylis stenocarpa, 435 nucleotides long. Lineage: Eukaryota; Viridiplantae; Streptophyta; Magnoliopsida; Fabales; Fabaceae. The record is from the annotation of a GenBank genome assembly.
AUGGCUUCUCUUGCAACCUUAGCUGCUGUUCAACCAGCUGCGAUCAAUGGCCUUGCUGGAAGCUCCCUCACUGGAACUAAGCUCUCUUUCAAGCCCUCUCGCCAGAGUCUCAAAUCCAAGAACUUCAGGAAUGGUGCUGUGGUAGCAAAGUAUGGUGACAAGAGUGUGUACUUUGACUUGGAGGAUCUGGGUAACACCACUGGGCAGUGGGACUUGUAUGGCUCAGAUGCACCUUCACCCUACAACUCUCUUCAGAGCAAGUUCUUUGAGACAUUUGCUGCUCCAUUCACAAAGAGAGGAUUGUUACUCAAGUUUCUGAUAUUGGGAGGUGGAUCCACCCUGGCAUACUUCAGUGCAACAGCCUCAGGUGAUAUUCUACCAAUCAAGAAGGGGCCACAACUUCCACCAAAGCUCGGCCCUCGUGGCAAGAUCUAA